AUGGCGAAUCCAGAGACCCCCAUUGUUGCUAAUCCAGCGCAGGCAAUUGAGCAAGUGAAAGUGAAAAUGUUGGGGCCCAGUGACUCAGAAAUAAUAGUGCCCGCAUCUCAGAUACUUGAUGGAAUCGCACGGAUUAUUGCGUACUAUAAGACGAUAAGUCUGAACGCGUUAGUGUCAGCACAACAUCGUACAAAUGGUGGAACAAGUCAUUUGGGUCAGGCUCGCAACCUUUUUCGGGGGGAAAUAUACUCAACAUUUUCUAAAACUCAUAACUCACCUGAACCAAAACCGGAGCGUGCGUCCAUGUCUUGCACGUUGAAUGUACGUCAAUAA
Hermetia illucens (black soldier fly) is the source of this 333-nucleotide messenger RNA. RefSeq lists its product as uncharacterized. NCBI's taxonomy places the organism in Eukaryota, Metazoa, Arthropoda, Insecta, Diptera, Stratiomyidae. The record is from RefSeq and is a predicted model, not a curated record. The transcript has 3 exons. The coding region runs from base 1 to 333 and encodes 110 amino acids.